Molecule: messenger RNA, 1212 nt
Organism: Rotaria sp. Silwood2
Lineage: Eukaryota; Metazoa; Rotifera; Eurotatoria; Philodinida; Philodinidae
Source: the annotation of a GenBank genome assembly
AUGCGAUUGCGUCGAGGAACACUGUUUCAAUCGAUUCCAGCUAUUGAUCCACGUUUACUUCAAGAUAAGCAACAUCAUUUGUCAUGGAUUAUGUCCGAAUUUGUUGCCAUUACAGCGGCAGCAGCUGCUCGAAUAUUAUUUGCUAUUCAUGUUAUACCAAGUGUAUGGUUCCUUGAGCUUGAUCUUGCUGAAAGACGAUCAAAAUUUAAUGUAACACAAGCACUUGGUUUAAUCCCUAUAUCACAAGGAAAUCCUAAUAUUGAUACUGAAGAUACAUUACCACUUGUUCCAUGGAAAAUUCCAGCUGAAAUGUGGACACAAAUUGUUGAACAAACACUUCUUCUUGUUCUUAUUAUUGGACGUUGGUUAUUACCUGUCGGAAAAACAAUGACACGUGAUCAACUUUCUCAAUUAUUACUUGUGUAUAUUGGUACAGCAGCGGAUAUAAUUGAAUUAUUUGAAGCAUUUAAAGAACAUGAUGUUCAACGUAAUUUAACUAUAAUACAUCUGAUUUUAACAGCUUGGUCAAUAAGUUUAAUGCAAUUUACACUUGUAGUUACAUCAACAAAAACACGUAAAAAACGUACAAAACGUUUUGGACAAAUAGAUUCUACAGAAAUUGAAACAUGUUUUGGUUGUCGAUUAUUUUGGGAAACUGAAUUAUGGGCUCUUUCAACUACAAUUCUUUUACAAGAUGGUCCAUUUCUUUGUCUUCGUCUUGGUUUAAUAAUUCAUUAUAAAAUAAUUUCCCAAUCAAAUGUAUUUUUUACAACAAAGAAUUUUCUUGUUGUUCUAUUACAAUUUUAUCGAGUUUGUGUUAUUAUAAUUGAACAUCGAAAACGACAUUUAUUAGCACGUUUAAAUGAUACUAAUUCAAUAAAUCAAAAAUCUAAUCAUUUACCUGUUGUACCACGAAAAUCCUCUAUAGCACGUAAAAAACGAAUUGGCUCUAUAAUAACAACACCAAGGGGUAGUAUACUUUUACAAUCAAAUUCAAUGACAAAUCUUCGUCCCAUUAGUAUUAAUGGUGAUCGUGUUAGUUUAGAUGGAAAUUCAGAUCCAUUACCAAGACGAAAACGUUCAUCGGCGGUAAUUAUAAAUCCGUCAUCAUUUCUAUCGGCAAGAUCAACAAUGUCACAUUCCAAAUCAUUGACAAUUGUAGAACAACCAAAUAUUAGUUUGACUAAUCAUAAAAUAUGUACAGAAGUGUAA